Molecule: messenger RNA, 560 nt
Organism: Racocetra fulgida
Lineage: Eukaryota; Fungi; Glomeromycota; Glomeromycetes; Diversisporales; Gigasporaceae
Source: the annotation of a GenBank genome assembly
AAAAAAAAAUAAUUGCGGAUGAAAAAGAAAGGAUUUAUAAAAUUGGUCGGGCCACUAUUAAAGAGAUAAGAGGGGGAACGGAAGAACAACCAGAAGGAUUAGUUUACUCGCCUCGUUUUGAAAAUUUACAGCAAGGAACUUUUAAAAAUAUUCACAAAAUAGAUAUUAAAUCCUGCUACGCCAAUAUUAUGCGAGAUUAUCCCUUACCUUAUGGCGAACCAACUUACAUCAAAGAUCCAGAUGAAAUUUCUAAACAAUUACAAGCCGGUAAAAGUGGUUUUGUCCGUUUUUAUUUAAAAAAUGGGGCUAGAAUUAAAAAUCAGCAAAUACCUUUUGUGUCGGAUUGUUAUAAUGAAAUAAAAGGGGAAAUUAGGGGGCGGCUGCUGCUCUAUACUCUAGCGGUUAGCCAUGUCGCGACUCUUAAAACUUAUUAUCUCUACCGGCAAUUUAAACCAGAGGAUGUCUUGGCCAUUAGGAGUGAUUGUAUUUAUGUGAAAGGGGAAUUACCGGAUAAAUUUUUAAAAGAGAAAAGUAAAUACCAUAUUACUAAAUAUCGGCAA